Lytechinus variegatus (green sea urchin) is the source of this 1160-nucleotide messenger RNA. Its product is annotated as sodium- and chloride-dependent glycine transporter 1-like. NCBI's taxonomy places the organism in Eukaryota, Metazoa, Echinodermata, Echinoidea, Temnopleuroida, Toxopneustidae. The transcript has 4 exons. The coding region runs from base 78 to 758 and encodes 226 amino acids. Gene Ontology annotation, cellular component: membrane. Gene Ontology annotation, biological process: sodium ion transmembrane transport. The record is from RefSeq and is a predicted model, not a curated record.
UAUUGAAGUGUCGCCGCUCCUCCGCGUACGUGUGCCACAAAUUUCGCAGUGAACAGUGAGAGAACUCAGACUUCGAAAUGCCGGGCACGGAUUCUAAGUCCAUCUUUUCGAUGGAUAGAUGGAAGAAGGGAGGGAAACAGUCACCACAUGCGAACGGGGGUGCUAACGGACAGUAUACCCCUGUCGAUAGGAAUGGGGAUGACGAGAAGCAAAGAGGAGCCAAUGAGGAAAAGAAGCCAGAAGAAGUAGACAAAUCAAGAGAAACAUGGGGCAGUGGGGUAGAGUUCAUUCUCUCAACCAUGGGCUAUGCAAUUGGUCUUGGCAAUGUGUGGCGUUUCCCUUAUAUGUGCUAUGAGAAUGGAGGAGGUGCAUUUUUAGUGCCAUACUUCAUCAUGCUGUUUAUUGUGUGCUUCCCAAUCAUGUUUAUGGAAAUGGGUCUUGGUCAGUUCAGUAGUUUGGGAUGCAUCUCUGUCUGGGAAAUCAGUCCAUUCUUCAAAGGGAUUGGUUAUGCCAUGACAAUGGUGUCUUCCUACUUUUGUUUCUACUACAUCAUCAUUAUGAGUUAUUCAAUCUUCUACAUGUUUGCUAGCCUGCAAAGUGAACUGCCAUGGAGAGGCUGCAAUAAUACAUGGAACACAAUAAAUUGCUUUGAAGGUAUCAAAGAACUCAACCAAACUGCCAACUGGUCCAACCCAGUAUCCACUGCCAUGCCAAAUGCCUCUGGAAAGGUCUGGGCUACGGAAGAAUACUGGAAGUAAGUUAUUUUCUCUAUCAAUUUAAAGUGGAAGUCCACUUCAACAAGAGGUUUAUUUGAAUAAAAAGAGGGAUAUCAGAUAAAAGCAUAACACACAAAAUGUCAUCAAACUUUCAUAGAAAUUUAAUAAAAUUAUAUUUUCAAUUUCUUUUUACAAUUUACAAUACAUUUUUUUUUCACAGAAAAUGCAAAAGACAGUAGUACAGUAUGCAAAUGAGAGUCAUGAUGUCACUCAAUGAAUCUCUUGUAUUUUAUUUUAUAAUUAUGCAAUUUUUCCAAACUUUUGCAGAUUUGACAAUAAGGACACUCUUCAUCAAAUCAUAAUAGAUUCCAUGUACAGCAAUGGCAGUUCCAUUUUUUUGAGAAAUCAAACUUUAUUUUGUGUUAUGAGACAAUUAAGUUUUCA